Molecule: messenger RNA, 1361 nt
Organism: Argentina anserina (silverweed cinquefoil)
Lineage: Eukaryota; Viridiplantae; Streptophyta; Magnoliopsida; Rosales; Rosaceae
Product: ammonium transporter 2 member 3-like
Exons: 4
Coding region: 1-1251 (416 amino acids)
Biological process (GO): ammonium transmembrane transport
Cellular component (GO): plasma membrane
Molecular function (GO): ammonium channel activity
Source: RefSeq, a predicted model, not a curated record
AUGAAUAACUACACCAAUAACGUACAAUCUUCUCUGCCAAUAAACUUCCAAACUGACGAUGCGACACCAGCAUGGCUCAACAAGGCAGACAAUGCAUGGCAACUCACAGCAACCACCAUGGUGGGCAUGCAAAGUGUUCCAGGGCUUGUGAUACUCUAUGGCUCCAUGGUCAAGAAGAAAUGGGCCGUGAACUCCGCGUUCAUGGCUCUAUAUGCCUUUGCGGCGGUGCUCUUGUGUUGGGUACUUUGGGCUCAUAACAUGUCAUUUGGUACCAGGCUCACCCCUUUUAUGGGAAGGCCUGGUUUUGCUAUGACACCAAGUAUCCUGAGCCAAUAUGAAGGCUAUUUUGUUCCAAAGGCUGAUUAUGUAUACUUCCAAUUUGUUUUUGCUGCCAUUACUGUGAUAUUGCUUGCUGGGUCUUUGCUUGGGAGGAUGAACUUCUAUGCUUGGAUGUUGUUUGUACCAAUGUGGCUCACAUUUUCUUACUCCGCUGGAGCUUUUAGUAUUUGGGCAAGUAGAGGGUUUCUUGAGAAACACAUUAUUGAUUAUGCUGGCGGAUUUGUGAUUCAUCUUUCUUCUGGUGUGGCUGGUUUUAUUGCUGCUUAUUGGGUAGGACCUAGGCAAUCACACGACAGGCAACAUUUUCCUCCAAACAACAUAAUUCACAUGUUGGGAGGUGCAGGGUUUCUAUGGCUUGGUUGGACAGGCUUCAAUGGUGGCUCUCCAUUUGCAGCUAAUGAGAUUGCAUCUUUGGCCAUUAUCAACACUCAUGUCUGUACUGCUACCAGCAUUUUGGUUUGGGUUUCCCUUGACAUGAUUGUGUACAAGAAAAGCUCUGUGAUUGGUGCGGUCCAGGGAAUGAUCACUGGACUUGUCUGCAUCACCCCCGGUGCAGGGAUUGUGGAGCCAUGGGCGGCCGUACUAAUGGGAGCAUCGUCUGGUUCAAUACCUUGGUACACCAUGAUGGUAUUGCAUAAAAGGUCACCGCUCUUCCAAAGUGUAGAUGAUACAUUGGGAGUCUUCCACACCCACGCCGUGGCCGGUGUCUUGGGGGGACUCCUCUCAGGCAUGUUUGCAAAACCAAACCUUCUGAGAAUGAUCAAAAUUGUUGAUCUGAGGAUGAAGGAAGAGGAUCUUGAUGUUGGUGAUGAUGCAGUGCACGGAGAAGAAGCCUAUGCUCUUUGGGGUGAUGGAGAGCAGACGCAAGCGUCGAUAAGGAGGCAUUUAAGGAUUCCUUCCAUCUGUAGAUAGCCGAAAUGAGCUUUGGAAUGGAAUUUUAAUAAGUCCAAAGGAAUGAACGAAAGCAUGCAACAACUCUCGUUGCUGGCUUGCUAUUUUGUACCCACCUCUAGUAAAUGUUC